AUGGUGGCCCGGAAGAAGCCUGAUUUUGUUUUUCUGAUGGAAACUAAAGUGAAACGUGACAAUGCAGAGAGGUUACGAGUGAAGCUUGGGUUUGAAGGAUUAUUUUAUGUUGAUCCAGUGCGAAUGGGUGGUGGUUUGGCUUUGUUAUGGAGAAAGAACAAUACGGCAAGAUUGAUGAGUUUCUCGAAGAAUUAUAUUGACUUGGAAAUUAGCAUAGCUGGUUUCCCAAACUGGCGGAUGACUUGCUAUUAUGGUUAUCCGCUCCGAAGUAGAAGAAGGGACGCAUGGAAUCUCAUUAAGUCUCUGAAGCAACAAUCCACUCUACCAUGGGUUAUGAUAGGGGAUUUUAAUGAUCUCUUGUUUCAACAUGAGAAGAGGGGAGGUAAUCCACAUCCUAAUUACCUUUUACGGGGUUUUGGGGAGGCCGUUGAAUUUUGUGGUAUGACUCAGCUGCCAAUGGAAGGGUACCAGUUUACAUGGGAAAAGGGGAAGGGCACAGAUCGGUGGAUGGAGGAGAGACUGGACAAAGGAGGGGGAGGGUACGAAAACAAUUCCGGUUCGAGAUGGCAUGGAUCUAUGAUGAGGGUUGUAGGGCCGUGGUGGAAGAAGCAUGGAAUGAGAAAAGGCAUGAGGGGCUGCACGAGUGCAUUACAUAUUGUGGGAAACGAUUAUCUCGUUGGGGGGGGUGAUCGCUACCAUAAAUUUGGAGAACGUAUUAAGCAACUCCGAAGUGACCAGUUACGAUUGAGGGGGCGAACGGACUCACAAUCGUUGGCUGAAUUUCAGCGAUUGGAGGAGGAAUUGAGCCGUGUUGAGGCCCAGGAGGAUGCGUACUGGAAACAAAGAGCUAAACAACACUGGUUGAAAAAUGCGGAUGCCAAUACAAGAUUCUAUCACAUGUAUGCUUCUCACCGUAAAAAGAAAAACUUUAUAACUAGAAUUAUGGAUAAUACUGGGGAUUGGGUGGAAGGGGAGGCAAUGAAUGAUGUGGUUUUGGAUUAUUUUGCCAAUAUCUUUUGCUCUAGUAAUCCGGGGGAUGGGCAUGAAUUGUUUGAGAAAGUUACACCGAAAGUCACACAGGACCAGAAUGAUACAUUAUUACAACCCUUUAGGGUGGAUGAAGUUAGAAGUGCCCUAUUUGCGAUGUUCCCUGAUAAGGCACCGGGUCCAGAUGGAAUGAAUCCUGGCUUCUAUCAGCACUACUGGGAUGUGGUGGGUGGGGAUCUGGCACAUUAUAUUGUUGAAUGUCUUAAUACUCGUGUUUUUCCCUCUGCAUUGAAUGAAACAAAUGUUGUGUUAAUACCGAAGAAGGAGAUGCCUGAGCUGGUGACAGAUUUAAGACCCAUAGCCCUAAGUAAUGUUGUUUAUAGGAUAAUGGCAAAAAUGAUUACUCAAAGAAUGAAGCCCCUGAUGGAUAGUGUCAUAUCUAGUACACAGAGUGCAUUUAUACCAGAUAGACUCAUCACCGACAAUAUUUUGAUAGCAACAGAAGUGGGCCACUUUCUUAACAGAAAACAGUGUGGAGCAGUUGGGUGGGGUGCUUUAAAAUUAGAUAUGGCAAAGGCUUAUGAUCGAAUGGAAUGGCCUUUCCUACAAGGGAUGUUAAAAGCUUUGGGGUUUGAUGAGAGAUGGGUGGAACUGAUCAUGUUAUGUGUGACUACAGUGUCUUAUAAGUUUUUGAUAAAUGGCUCUCCUAGUGACCCAAUCAUGCCUACACGUGGUCUCAGGCAGGGCGAUCCAUUGUCACCAUAUCUGUUUAUUAUAUGUGCAGAAGGACUUUCCCUAUUACUUCAACAGGCACAGGAUAGUGGUUUAAUUCAUGGCUGCAGGGUGGCACGAGGUGCACCACCGAUUUCUCAUUUAUUCUUUGCAGAUGAUAGCCUUUUGUUCUUUAAAGCUAAUCAGGAUGAGGCAGUUGAGAUUAAAAAUUGUUUGGCCAGAUAUGAAGCCUACUCAGGACAAAUGGUGAAUUAUCAUAAGUCUAGUAUCUGUUAUAGCAAGAACACAUGUAGUGGUGAUAGAGAGAUGGUGGCACAGAUCCUGGGGGUGACCCAAGCUCCGAAUUUUGGAAAAUAUUUGGGGUUACCAGCUUUUAUAGGAAGGAAUAAAAAGGCAGCAUUUGCUUAUAUUGAAGAUAAGAUCAGGCAAAGAAUUGGCUCGUGGAGUAAGAAACUUUUAACACAGGCCGCUAUUGAGCGGGUAAUGAACAGAUAUUGGUGGGGAACAGGAACUGACCGAGGAAUUCAUUGGAAGGCAUGGGAUAGACUGUGUAUACCCAAGAAAUAUGGGGGCCUAGGUUUCAAGGACCUGAAGGCAUUUAAUUUGGCUAUGUUGGGGAAGCAAGCUUGGCGGUUCCUAACAAAUACUGACUCAUUGGUAUCCCGUGUGUAUAAAGCUAGGUAUUAUCCUAAACUAACUUUUUCAGAAGCAAGUAUAGGCAAUAAUCCUAGCUACUGUUGGAGGAGUAUUAUGGCUGCAAAAGAAUUAAUUACCAGUGGGGUGCGACGACGGAUUGGAAAUGGUGAGUCGACUCUAAUAUGGAAAGACCCAUGGCUCCAGGACGAAUUAGAUCCUAUGAUUCAGACUGAGAUGCCAGUACAGUUGGCAGAUGCUAAGGUUGCAGGAUUGAUUGAUCAAACAACUGGGAUGUGGGACCCCCAUAUUCUAGCUGAUAUUUUCCAACCAAAUGAUGUAACUAGAAUUUUAAAGAUCCCCAUCUCCCCGGAUUAUGAGGACACUUGGUACUGGCACGGGGAUCCGAAUGGAUGCUACUCCGUCAAGAAUGGGUACAGAAGUAUAGUGGGCAAUUAUGAUACAAACAUGGGAUUUGAUAGAUGGAAUACCCUAUGGCAUCUCAAAAUACCCCCGAAAUGGAAAAUGUUUUUAUGGAGAGCAAUGAGCAAUAUAUUACCCACUACCACUAAUUUACUUAUGAAGAGAGUGGAUAUUGAUCCGUUAUGUGCAAUGUGUGGCCUAGUAAAUGAAGAUAUAGUGCAUUCAUUGGUAGUGUGUGACUAUGCAAAAGCCAUUUGGAGCCAAUCUAGCCUUCCAAUCCCCCAAAUUAUGACAAAUGUUUUUUAUGAUUGGUUUGGAACAUUAUUGGAUGUUCUAAAUUCUGAUGAAAUAUUCUUUGCGGCUGCAAUCCUAUACAAUAUUUGGAGAGCCCGAAACGAAGCGGUGUGGAAGGGUUAUUUAUCAAUGCCGAAAAAGAUUGUUGCAACGGCCUUAGCAACCGUAAAAGCAUGGCAGCAAGUACACGCUACUGCCGCUAUGAGGGCUGCCACAGCCGAUCAAACUGCCCAGCAGUCCAUGGGUUCGCCUCAUGUCACACCGCCCCAUGGCAUUCAGCCCCACGCCGUAACACACCAAAUUGUACCACUGGCCAACGCCCCAGGAUUAUUGCCGCAACAUCCGCAAGCCAUUAUGCCGCAGCCUGCUACGGGCUCUUCAACACAGCCGAGGCAAUGCUACAUCGACGCCAGCUAUGUGCCGUCGUCCAUGACGGCCACUGUUGGAGCGAUACUGUUCACCCACACUGGCAAUUAUAUAUCCGCUUUUUGUACUCCACCGCAAAACUAUUUUUCACCACUCAUGGCCGAGGCGAUGGCAUGCAAGGAAGUGCUGUCGUGGCUCAAGGAUAGGGGAGAGCAAUCGGUUAAUCUCUACACGGAUUGCCAGACAUUACUCACGUAUUUGACGUCAACUACUACUCGCCCAAGAUCAUACCUGGGCUACGUCCUCGAUGACUGCAGGACCUUUUUAAAUAUGUUUGAUUAUUUGAAAUCUUUUGGAACCGAGGGACGAAGGCCUGCUUUUGUGGUUGCUCCAAGCGACAAAAUCUACAACUACGUAGUUUUCUAUGGCAGUGAUAUGAAUGAUUUGCGCGUUAUAUCUUCUCCACCAAGUGUCCCAUCUCUGCUUGAUGAUUCUGCCAUAAUCGAGUCACGCGAUUCACUUCCUCCACCGAUGCAUACUGGCUUGGCAUCUACUGGUGCUGUUAAAGCACCUAAUCAUCAGCAGUUUACUACUACUGUUAAAGCACCUAAUCAUCAGCGUUCAUCUCCAUUGUCUUCUCUGUCUUCACCGUAUUCUCUUUCAUUCUCCAUCUUCGCCACCGAUUACGCCUGA
Molecule: messenger RNA, 4128 nt
Organism: Ipomoea nil (Japanese morning glory)
Lineage: Eukaryota; Viridiplantae; Streptophyta; Magnoliopsida; Solanales; Convolvulaceae
Exons: 6
Coding region: 1-4128 (1375 amino acids)
Molecular function (GO): nucleic acid binding; RNA-DNA hybrid ribonuclease activity
Source: RefSeq, a predicted model, not a curated record